GCUUAGCUAUAGGAGACGUAAUCCUUAGGAGACAGCUUGUUUACAUCAUGGCGUCGGUGGAUUUCAGAGACAACCUUCUCGGGAUAUCCUGGGUGGACAGCAAUUGGGUACCAGGUCUUAGUCCUGGAAAUGUGCUGGAGUACUUCUCUGACAGAAGCAACCCCUUCUAUGACCGAACCUGCAAUAAUGAGGUAGUGAAGAUGCAGCGGCUUACUGUGGAUCAUCUGAAUCAGAUGGUGGGAGUUGAAUACAUCCUCCUUCAUGCUCAGGAGCCAAUUCUUUAUAUAAUCCGUAAACAACAGAGGCACACACAGACACAAGUCGUUCCUUUGGCCGACUACUACAUCAUAGCUGGAGUCGUGUAUCAGGCCCCAGACCUGGGAACAGUUAUUAGCUCCAGAGUGCUUUCCGCUGUGCAUGGAAUCCAGUCUGCUUUUGAUGAGGCCAUGUCAUAUUGUCGCUAUCACCCAUCCAAAGGAUACUGGUGGCACUUUAAGGACCACGAGGAGAGAGAAAAAGCCAAACCAAAGACUAAGAAGAAAGAGGAGCCUAGCUCUCUGUUUCAGAGGCAUCGUGUUGACACGCUCCUUUUGGACCUCAGGUCCAAAUUUCCACCAACUUUCUAUCAGCCUAAGCCUGGUGAGAAGCCUAUUCCAGUUGAGGUGAAAAAGGAGCCUGAACCUCCCACAGAAACAGUGAAGCAAGAGGAGAGGGAGCAGGCAACCAAGUCCUCUGCCCCAGCUCCACCAAACAAACCGCCUCCUGAGAAAAGACCAAGACUACAGUGACAGAUAUUCUCCUUACACUCCAGGAAAAUUGAGCACUUCUCUGAGAGUUCUUCAGCACUCACUGGAAUAAUGACUCGAGACGUUAAUGUUUCCUUCUCAAAACUGAAAGACGAUCUGCGUCUGUGCUCAUUUGAUCAGUUUAUAGAAUACUGAGAAUAAAAAAGCGUCAGUUGUUUGUGUCAGUGUCAAGACUACUUUUACACUGCAGCAUUAGUCUUGUACUCUUGAUAGGCUUCAGGCAGCUGCAGCACAAACAAGUGAUUCAAAGUGGAGGAUUUUUUUUUUUUUUUUUAUGAUAAGCUGACAUCAGCAUCUGUGUCAGCUUACUGUUGACAUCAUCUUAAUGUUUUUUGUUGUAGUGACUUCAGAGGAACGUUUAAUUCUCUGUCUGCUUUACAAAUGAGAUGUGUAACGGUGCAUCAUCUCAUCUGGAAAGCAAACGGCCUCUUGACCCAAACAUGGCUCGUUAAUUUCAUAAUUAAUUUCAUACACUUUCAUCUGCUUUGGAAGAAAUACCCUGCUUUUGUGAUUUGUUUUGUUUUUAUAUUAAAUUGUAUCCAUUAAUGUAUUCUGAUCUGUUUAAUUUGUGACAUUUAACAGACUUCACAUUUGUUUUAUUUCAACCUGUAAUUAAAUCUCACACUCAAA
Archocentrus centrarchus (flier cichlid) is the source of this 1436-nucleotide messenger RNA. It is a transcript of the gene med6, whose product is annotated as mediator complex subunit 6. Gene Ontology annotation, molecular function: transcription coregulator activity. The record is from RefSeq and is a predicted model, not a curated record. Lineage: Eukaryota; Metazoa; Chordata; Actinopteri; Cichliformes; Cichlidae. The transcript is spliced from 8 exons. Gene Ontology annotation, biological process: regulation of transcription by RNA polymerase II. Bases 48 to 788 code for a protein of 246 amino acids. Gene Ontology annotation, cellular component: mediator complex.